AUGACAACACAGACGCCUUUGUUAAAUAAACCAAACAUAAACACUAUUAAAAGAAAGAUUAUUUUAAUCCUUUCGGGGUUAAUUCUUGUCAAUAUUGGUGUUUGGAUAGCAGCCGCAAUUGCUUUUCGCAAUUUCUCUUUAUUGGGAACAUCCGUGUUAGCAUAUACUUUAGGACUUAGACACGCUGUAGACGCUGACCAUUUAGCAGCAAUUGAUAAUGUUACUAGAAAACUUUUACAGUCUGGUCAAUAUUCUGUGUCAGUUGGGCUCUUUUUUUCUUUAGGUCAUUCUACUAUUGUCAUAAUUGCGACUUUUGCCAUUGCUAUAACUGCAACUGCUGUAAAAAAAAAACUUGGUGAUCUUAAAGCAAUAGGAGGUCUUAUUGGAACAAGUGUUUCGGCAGCUUUCCUAUUUAUAAUUGGAAUAGUGAAUUGUUUCUUACUGGUUUCUAUAUUACGUUCACUUAGAAAAUUUAAACGUACUGGUACAUUUGAAGAAGAAAAUAUAGAAGAUCUUUUUAAUAAUUCCGGAUUUCUCGGAAGAUUUUUUAAACCUGUAUUUAAAUUCAUUGACGCCAGUUGGAAGAUGUAUCCACUUGGUGUACUUUUCGGUUUCGGUUUCGAUACUUCAACAGAAGUAGGUUUAUUGGGGAUUGCUGCAAUUCAGGCAAAUCAAGGACUUUCUAUUUGGUUAAUUAUGUUCUUUCCUUUACUUUUUACAUCCGGAAUGGCUUUAAUUGAUACGAUUGAUGGUAUACUAAUGUUGGGAACUUAUACAUGGGCUUAUAUAAAUCCAAUUCGAAAAUUAUAUUACAAUUUUGUUAUCACAUUGCUCUCAGUUUUAAUAGCUUUUGUCGUUGGUACUAUAGAACUUUUAAAUAUAUUAGGUGAUAAGUUGAAUCUUCAAGGUCCUUUUUGGAAUUUUUUUGCGGCACUUGGAGAAGAAUUUGGUACUAUUGGCUAUUUAAUAAUUGGUCUAUUUGUCUUCACUUGGGUGAUUGCCACAAUUGUUUAUAAAUAUGGAGGUUAUGAAAAGUUGGUACAUAAGUUUGAUCAAAGAAACGUUCAAAAUUUGGAUAAUGUUAAUGAUGAAUUAAAUCAAGGCGGUUCAAAGCAUAGUAUUGACAUAGACGUUGAACAUUCGGAAAAUGAACGUCAUUCUAAGGGAUCCAUUGAAAUUCACGAUAACUAA
Messenger RNA from Rhizophagus irregularis DAOM 181602=DAOM 197198, 1191 nucleotides. RefSeq lists its product as uncharacterized. Gene Ontology annotation, molecular function: nickel cation transmembrane transporter activity. Gene Ontology annotation, cellular component: plasma membrane. The record is from RefSeq and is a predicted model, not a curated record. Gene Ontology annotation, biological process: nickel cation transmembrane transport. NCBI's taxonomy places the organism in Eukaryota, Fungi, Glomeromycota, Glomeromycetes, Glomerales, Glomeraceae.